Microtus ochrogaster (prairie vole) is the source of this 2370-nucleotide messenger RNA. It is a transcript of the gene Mmut, whose product is annotated as methylmalonyl-CoA mutase. Gene Ontology annotation, molecular function: methylmalonyl-CoA mutase activity; metal ion binding; cobalamin binding. Gene Ontology annotation, cellular component: cytoplasm; mitochondrion. The record is from RefSeq and is a predicted model, not a curated record. Lineage: Eukaryota; Metazoa; Chordata; Mammalia; Rodentia; Cricetidae.
UGCGGGGCUCGGGGCCUGGCUGUGGGAUCGGGGCCUGGCUGUGGGAUCGGGGCCCGGCCCGAUCGCCUCCCACGUUGUGGCCUGUCUGUUCUCAUCUCUUUGGGGGAAUAUCCAUGCUUCACCAUGUUGAGAGCUAAGAAUCAGCUUUUUUUGUUAUCACCCCAUUACCUGAAGCAGCUAAAAGAUACAUCUGCCUCUAGAUGGAACCGACUUCUACAUCAGCAGCAACCCCUUCACCCAGAAUGGGCUGGACUGGCCAAAAAGCAGCUGAAAGGCAAAAACCCAGAGGACCUAAUAUGGCAUACCCCAGAAGGGAUCUCUAUAAAGCCCUUAUAUUCCAGGGCAGAUACUACGGACUUACCUGAAGAGCUUCCAGGAGUGAAACCCUUCACACGUGGACCCUAUCCCACCAUGUAUACCUAUAGGCCCUGGACCAUCCGUCAGUAUGCAGGCUUUAGUACUGUGGAAGAAAGCAAUAAAUUCUAUAAGGACAAUAUUAAGGCUGGUCAGCAGGGAUUGUCUGUUGCCUUUGACCUGGCAACACAUCGUGGUUAUGAUUCCGACAACCCUCGAGUUCGCGGAGAUGUUGGAAUGGCCGGAGUUGCUAUUGACACUGUAGAAGACACCAAAAUCCUUUUUGAUGGCAUUCCGUUAGAAAAAAUGUCCGUUUCCAUGACCAUGAAUGGAGCAGUUAUCCCAGUCCUGGCAACGUUUAUAGUAACCGGGGAAGAGCAAGGCGUGCCGAAAGAGAAGCUCACAGGCACAAUUCAGAACGACAUCCUAAAGGAGUUUAUGGUCAGAAACACUUACAUUUUCCCCCCAGAACCAUCCAUGAAAAUUAUCGCUGACAUUUUCCAAUACACAGCACAGCACAUGCCAAAAUUUAAUUCCAUUUCGAUCAGUGGUUACCAUAUGCAAGAAGCAGGGGCUGAUGCCAUUCUAGAACUGGCCUACACCAUCGCAGAUGGCUUGGAGUACUGCAGAACUGGUCUCCAGGCUGGACUCACAAUUGACGAAUUUGCACCAAGGUUGUCUUUCUUUUGGGGAAUUGGGAUGAACUUCUACAUGGAAAUAGCGAAGAUGCGAGCUGGGAGAAGACUUUGGGCUCACUUAAUAGAAAAGAUGUUCCAACCUAAGAACUCCAAAUCUCUUCUUUUACGAGCACACUGCCAGACAUCGGGGUGGUCACUUACUGAGCAGGAUCCCUACAAUAACAUUGUCCGCACUGCAAUUGAAGCAAUGGCAGCUGUGUUUGGAGGGACACAGUCUUUGCAUACAAAUUCUUUUGAUGAGGCUCUGGGCUUGCCCACUGUGAAAAGCGCUCGAAUUGCCCGAAACACACAAAUCAUCAUUCAAGAAGAAUCUGGGAUCCCAAAAGUGGCUGAUCCUUGGGGAGGAUCGUACAUGAUGGAAUCCCUCACAAAUGAUGUUUAUGAAGCUGCUCUGAAGCUCAUAUAUGAAAUUGAAGAAAUGGGGGGGAUGGCCAAAGCUGUAGCUGAAGGAAUACCUAAACUUCGCAUUGAAGAGUGUGCUGCCCGAAGACAAGCUAGAAUAGAUUCUGGGUCUGAGGUCAUUGUUGGAGUAAAUAAGUAUCAGUUGGAGAAAGAGGACUCUGUGGAAGUUCUGGCCAUUGACAAUACUUCAGUGCGUAAGAAGCAGAUUGAAAAACUUAAGAAGAUUAAAUCCAGCAGGGAUCAAGUUUUGGCUCAGCGGUCUCUCGAGGCACUUACCCAGUGUGCUGCCAGUGGAGAUGGCAAUAUUUUGGCUCUUGCUGUGGAUGCAGCUCGUGCAAGAUGCACAGUUGGAGAAAUUACAGACGCUUUGAAAAAGGUUUUUGGUGAACAUAAAGCUAAUGAUCGUAUGGUGAGUGGAGCCUAUCGGCAGGAGUUCGGAGAAAGUAAAGAGAUAACAUCUACCAUCAAGAGAGUUAAUCAAUUCAUGGAACGUGAAGGUCGCAGACCCCGUCUUCUUGUGGCAAAAAUGGGGCAAGAUGGCCAUGACAGAGGAGCUAAGGUCAUUGCUACAGGAUUUGCUGAUCUUGGUUUCGAUGUAGAUAUAGGCCCUCUUUUUCAGACCCCCCGUGAAGUCGCCCAGCAGGCUGUGGACGCAGAUGUGCAUGCUGUGGGCGUCAGCACACUUGCUGCUGGUCACAGAACCCUCGUUCCUGAGCUUAUCAAAGAGCUUACUGCCCUGGGACGGCCAGAUAUCCUUGUCAUGUGUGGCGGUGUGAUUCCACCACAGGAUUAUGAAUUUCUAAAAGAAGUUGGUGUUUCUAAUGUAUUUGGUCCUGGAACGCGGAUUCCCAAAGCCGCCAUUCAAGUACUUGAUGAUAUUGAGAAGUGUUUGACAGAGAAGCAGCAAUCUAUAUAA